AUGGGGGUGUCGGCCAUUGACGAACAGCGCCAGGCUAUUCUGGAUGCCAUAAAGUCAAUCACUCGAGGCGACUGGAAGGUGCUCGUUAUCGAUGAGGCGACCAAAAAGAUAGUGUUUCGUGUCCUAAAGGAAGAUGAUAUUCUCAACGAGAACAUCGCCAAUGUGGAAACACUCGAAAGCAGGAGGGAAAUGAAUCCAGGCAUGGAUGCUAUAUACCUUCUAUCGCCCCCCCCCGAAACCACAUGUUGUCGAUUACAAGCACAAGAACAAUUGGGCGGAUGGGAGACUCUAUCCAUAGAUUUCUAUCCACGCGAGUCGCAUCUAAUAACAUUCAGAGAUCCUUGGAGUUUUCCCAUCUUAUUCCACCCAGCAUGCGCUCCUUUGGUGCGCGAUCAUAUGCAACUUCUAGCGCAAAAGAUUACUGGAAUCUGCGUUUCCCUAGGAGAAUCCCCGAAAAUACGUUAUUACAGACCUAAAAAUCCUACACACGAAGCAGCGGUUCUCUGUUCUCAUCUAGCCAGAUUUGUCCAGGAGGAGCUUGAUGCGUACCAACAAUAUAACCCCAGUUUCCCACCGCAAACUAAUCGACCUCAAGGUGUUUUACUCAUAACCGACAGAUCAAUGGACACAUUAGCACCAAUACUGCACGAGUUCACAUACCAGGCCAUGGCACACGACCUCCUUCCAAUCAAAGACCACGAGAAAGUCACUUACACAACUGUGUUGAAUGAAGGAACUGCACAAGAAGAAGAAAAAGAAAUGGAAAUUACUGAGAAAGAUAAGAUUUGGGUAGAAAAUAGGCAUCAACAUAUGAGUAAAACUAUUCAAAAGUUAAUGAGCGAUUUCAAGAAGUUUAUCGCAGAUAAUCCACAUUUCGCCAAUCAAGAUGCGGAAAAUGUCAACAUCAGUCAAAUCAAAGAUAUGUUAGCAGGGUUGCCACAAUUUCAGGAGAUGAAAGAAGCAUACUCUUUACAUUUGAACAUGGCACAAGAAUGUAUGAACAUCUUUCAACACCAUGAGCUCCCAGAAAUUGCGUUGGCGGAACAAACUCUAGCCACGGGACUGGACGAAGAUUACCGAAAACCCAAGGAGAUGGGUGCACAAGUUGUCCGUCUAUUAGAUAAUCCAGCUGUUGCUCCUAAGGAACGAUUACGACUUAUCAUACUUUAUGUCAUAUUCCGGGACGGCUUGAUUACGGAAGAUCUAGAACGUCUUUUACAUCAUUCUGGGCUUCCCCUCUCAGAAAUGAAUGAAAUUCUAAACCUAGAAUUACUAGGGGUACACACCACCAAGAAACUUACAGACUCUAAAACCAAAGCUGUACCCACUCCAUUAUUCCCACCAAAACCUACACCUACUGUAAUCAACGAAGAACUUGCUCUGUCUCGAUAUGAAACCAAUCUCCAACGCUGUCUCGAGGAAAUCACCAAAGGGACUUUAGACCCAAAUAUCUUCCCUUAUACAAGACCUCCCACUGACCCAUCUGAGGAAAUGGCCCUUCAAUCACAAGCUUCACUUCGUAGCGCCAAGCCUACAUGGGCUCGUGGACGUAGUACCACACCAGACAACAUGCAAAGAAUUAUUGUUUUCAUGGCAGGUGGAGCUACUUACUCAGAAGCCAGAGCUUGUUAUGAAAUUUCAAAGGAUUGCAAUAGAGAUGUAUUCUUAGCUACCUCACAUAUGCUCAACCCCAACUUGUUCCUGAAGCAAGUGGGAGAUUUGACGGCUGGAAGGAAGCAAUUAGAUUUACCAAUUGACAGGCCAAAACCAAAAGCUCCGGCCUAUCUUUUCAAAGCUAACGAUCCGCCUCCUCCUCCACCCGUUGUCGCAUCACCCAGACCCCAAGUAGGACUUGGAUUACCGGGCGGACCAGGGAAUGCACCUGGAGGUGUAAGACCUGAGAGAAGCCCAGGGGCUCCAGCUCCGCCAAUGAAGAGUCCAGGAUAUGACAGCAAACCUUUGGCUGCAGGAAUGCAACAGAUGUCUCUAAAUGGGGCAGGAGAUGGAGCAGGACAUUCCUCUGGCAAAUUGGAGAAGAAGAAAGGUGAGGAUGGAAAGGAAAAGAAGAAGAAGAUGGGAUUCUUCAGGAGUAAGAAAUAA
Molecule: messenger RNA, 2100 nt
Organism: Botrytis sinoallii
Lineage: Eukaryota; Fungi; Ascomycota; Leotiomycetes; Helotiales; Sclerotiniaceae
Exons: 6
Coding region: 1-2100 (699 amino acids)
Biological process (GO): vesicle-mediated transport; intracellular protein transport
Cellular component (GO): plasma membrane; secretory granule
Molecular function (GO): syntaxin binding
Source: RefSeq, a predicted model, not a curated record